AUGCGUGUUUUUUGGGCAUUUGGGGCUAGUGUUGAAGGGUUCAAGCAUUGCAGACCAAUUAUACAAAUUGAUGGUACAUUCCUAUAUGGAAAAUACAUGGGGAAGCUUUUAAUUGCUACUUCAAUUGAUGGAAAUGGUCAUGUAUUCCCCCUUGCGUUUGUAAUUGUUGAGGAAGAAUCACAGGAUAGUUGGUCUUGGUUUCUUAUUGCAUUGAGGUUUCACGUCACUCAAAGAGAAGGGAUAUGCUUAAUUUCAGAUCGCCAUGCAGGAAUAAAUGCUGUUGUUAGAAAUCCAUCAGUUGGAUGGAGCCCCCCUCAUGCGCAACAUCGAUACUGUUUUAGGCAUGUAGUGAGCAAUUUUAAUGACAAAUUUAAGAAUAAGAUCUUAAAAGAGUUGGCGUAUAGAGCUGGAUGUCAACAUCAACCGCAGAAGUAUGAAAGAUACAUGGAGGAGUUAAAACGAUUGGAUGAAAAAAGUGUGGCUUGGUUUUCAAAGUUAGACACUAAAAAAUGGACUCAAGCAUAUGAUCUAGGAUAUCGGUCUGGGUGGAUGACCACAAAUAUUGCUGAGUGCAUUAAUGGGGUGCUUAAGGGAGCGCGAAUGUUACCUAUCACUGCACUUGUUCAAUUAACUUUUUAUCGAUGUGUGUCAUACUUUGAGACUCGUAGAGUAGAUAUACGUGUUAGAAUGGCAGUUGGAGAUGUGUAUACUGUGUAUGCAAUUGAAAAAUUUAGAAGAGCUGAGGCCAAAGCUAGUGGACACACUGCCACCAUUUUCCAUCGAAUUCAUGAAACAUUUGAAGUAAUUACUGCUCUCCAUGGGUUUCAUAUGGAUAAAGGAUGUAACAAACAAGUUGUUAAGCUGAAUGAAGGACUCACUCUUGGAGAUACAGACAUAGAUGGCCAGCGCCUUCAUCUUACAUGGUUGAGUCAGAGGUUCCCUACUUUGUCACCAAAUGCUGAUGAGGAGUCUAUUUAG
This is a messenger RNA of Vitis vinifera (wine grape), 978 nucleotides long. RefSeq lists its product as uncharacterized. Bases 1 to 978 code for a protein of 325 amino acids. NCBI's taxonomy places the organism in Eukaryota, Viridiplantae, Streptophyta, Magnoliopsida, Vitales, Vitaceae. The record is from RefSeq and is a predicted model, not a curated record. The transcript is spliced from 2 exons.